Molecule: messenger RNA, 684 nt
Organism: Aspergillus caelatus
Lineage: Eukaryota; Fungi; Ascomycota; Eurotiomycetes; Eurotiales; Aspergillaceae
Exons: 2
Coding region: 97-564 (155 amino acids)
Source: RefSeq, a predicted model, not a curated record
AUAAGAACAUCAGCUAAAGUAAGCCUAUCCUUCCAUGAAAGAAGCAUCGAUGAAAAAACGAACGUGGAACCGUUGUUUCAAGAAUUGCUCUGAGCCAUGGCUGCGCCAUUUCAUAGCCACGGACCCCAUAUCAAGGCCGUUGAGACUACAUCCAUGUUUGGUAAACAAAGGAAGGGGGCCAAGUCGAAGUCAAGAGGGCAAAACUGCCUGAUCAGCGUUCGGAAGUCGGCUUUGGGGGUGGGAAAUAGCGUGUGCAAACUGGUAAGCUAUCGGCGAUGGGCUGAUGUCAAUUUGAAAUUCUUUUUAAUUAGCUCUUCCCCUUCCAGUUUUAGCCCCAAUCCUGUGACAUCACGUGCCAGCUCCUUCCCGUCACCCAUGGAGAUGCAUCAUUGCCAUAUCCGUCCUUCGUCCGUAUGGAUGGUGGUGAGAGGUCGACCAGAAAAUUACACGACCAUCAGCCUCAAUAUGCUGUGCUUGGGGCCGCCGGAGAAGAGAGGGGGCGGGGGAGGGGAGAAAUGGUGUAUAUUCUUCAUGAUCAUAGCGAGAAAAAUAUCCCGUGAUUGAUCUGUUUAAGCGCUUGUGCCAUCCCGACUCCCGAGAUCCACCGCUGACGGUCUGGAAAUGAGGGCUCAGAGCCAAUCUCUCAUCUCAUCUGGCGCCUAACCAUUUGAUAUCGUCGGAGAC